UCACCACUCCAUAAAAGGGCAGGCUCAUGUAAUUACUCUUAAAAACAAUGUGCAAAGGGGAACUUUCAGAGUUACUCUACAUUGCCACGUACAAUUACUGCACAGAGGAUCUAAAAAGCCAUUGAUAUGUGCAACGGCAGCUUUACUUUGGCACUGUAGUGCCACAGUGUGGAUACUUCCUAUGGUGAAAGAAGGAAUUUCCAUCACUAGCUAUGACUUUUGCUACAGAUGGAUCAGUUGUGAAAAUGGUCACCAUCAUCACACCUUUUACAACUCUGCAGACAAACACCUGCGACUUGUAUGAACAUCAAAAUACAGCAAGGAUUUUACUGCCGGUGUUUUACAUCUUUAUUUUAAUUUUUGGUGUGCUUGGAAAUGGACUUGCCCUUGUUGUCAUUUAUAAAAACAGAAGAAAAAUUAACUCUACCACCCUCUAUUCCACAAAUCUUGUGCUCUCAGACCUUCUUUUUACUACUGCCCUGCCUACACGAAUAAUUUACUAUGCAUUAGGAUUUCAUUGGCCAUUUGGAGAAAUAUUUUGCAGACUAACUGCUCUCAUAUUUUACAUCAAUACAUAUGCAGGUGUAAACUUUAUGACUUGUUUGAGUAUUGACAGGUUUUUUGCUGUAGUCCACCCUUUCCGAUACCACAAAAUGAGAAGAAUUGAACAUGCCAAGUAUAUUUGCAUAUUUGUCUGGUGUCUUGUAUUUAGCCAAACACUUCCAUUGCUUAUACAUUCCAUGUCAAAUGAGGAGACCGAAAGGACUACAUGCAUGGAAUAUCCAAACUUUGAAAAAAUUGAGCAUCUACCAUGGAUACUUCUUGGUGCCUGUUUAAUAGGGUACAUCAUUCCUCUUGGAAUUAUACUAUUUUGUUAUUCACAAAUUAGUUGCAAACUUUUUCAAACUGCUAAGGAAAACCCAUUAACUGAAAAAUCAGGGAUAAACAAAAAGGCCAUCAACAUAAUUAUUUUUGUAAUUGUUGCAUUUGUCAUCUGUUUUACUCCAUAUCACAUUGCAAUUAUCCAACACAUGGUCAAGAAGCUUCAAUAUAAUCCUUUGUGCGGUGAGCAGCAAACUUUUCAGAAGUCUCUCCAUUACACUGUGUUUCUAAUGAAUUUUAACUGCUGCAUGGAUCCUUUCAUCUAUUUCUUUGCAUGUAAAGGAUACAAGAGGAGGGUAAUGAAAAUACUAAAACGUCAAGUUAGUGUAUCAGUUUCAAGUGCUGUUAGAUCAGCUCAUGAAGAAAGUUCACGUGAGAUGGUAGAAACAAACAUGACUAUACUUCAAAAACCUUCAAAUGGAAAGUUAUAAACUGAAAAUAAACAUUCCAAUAAUGCAAGUUUUAAAAAUACUAGGCCUGCAGUAAAUACUAUUUAUGCUUCCUAUGCAACAAUUUAAAUAACAAUUAUUUCACCAUCUCUUAGGAAACCACAGGUGAUGCUGGACUUUAAAAAAUGGUCAUAUGAAAGCAAGAAAUCUCAAAAUUAGUAUUUUCCAUCCAAGCUGAAUCAUUUUGAUCUGGCUUCAUGAAUUUUCCAGGAGAUUUCUGUCACUGACUAUGUCCUACACCUUCCCUUUCCUGGAUUUUAGGAAAACUUGAUUCACACUAUAUACUAGUGAUGUGAGAAAAGAACAAUCUAAAAAAACAGCUAAUAGCUCAGAGUGACUGAACGCCAACACAUCUACAAUGGGUAAACAUCUGAUUGAGCUACAAUUUAAGCUCUCUUGACUAAUAUGGUGUGCUAUGUGCAAUGGACUAACAAAGCACAAAUGAAAUAACUUUUGAAGGAAAAUAAAAUGUAUAUUUUUCAUGGAUAAUUAUAAAUCUGUACUUUAGAACUUUUAGAAGGCAAGGUUGGAUUACAGUACUCAAAAUAUGGAUAGUUUAUCUAAAUGUGUCAUGGAUAACGUUGUGAGAUUGCUUGUGAAAAAGUUUGUAAAAUUUUGAAUGUGUAAGUAAAUUUAAAGAACAAAGAGAACAUUGUUACCCACAAUUAUUCAAAUGUCUUCAAGAUUCCUGCUAAGGUCACAGGUUGCAAUAAAAUAACAAUAAGAUGAAAGAUUCUAGAAAUGGAAAGAAAUGUUUAUAGAUGAAAUCACCAAAAUGUAUUAAACGAUUAAUUUUAAUGUCCUCUUCUUGGACACUGGUUAUAUGGAAGGGUUCUAAAUAGGAACAGUAGAAGAAGGAGCAAGUUUCACUAUUGGGUUGCUGCUGCCCAUACCAUCUUCAAGAAUGCACCACGACAUGACAGGACCUUCACUGUUCUGAUCCAAACAAGAGAAAGCUUUAGUGGGAACAGAUGGCACCACUAUCAGAGGAGCUGGAACAAUUUCACUAAUAUGGGUGCUGAAAGCCAUUGAAUCAAACUGUUAGCUCUGUAUAUAAUGGAAAUCACUUCAACCCCCAGCGGUGCUGCAUCCCUACUUCUAGCAUUUAUAAUCUAUGAUAAUAUAUGCUCACCUCCAUCCUCCUCUUCCCCACCUCAGAACUGGCCAACUCAUGAACACCUAAGAUACCAGUCUUUGGUUCUGGCCAUCAUACCUUUCCUACUAUAUCAUGUUUUUCCCACCUUACUUUCCCUUUUUUUUAAAUUUCUUGUCUUUUGUCUAAUGAGACUGGCUCAAGCACGGCAACACAAUUUUGAAACUCUGACACUCUGUGAACAAGAAAGGCAAACUAAAAACAACAACUUGAACAUCCCAGUGCUGGUAAGAUUGCCAGAUCUCAGAGUGGCAAUAAGACCAUGUGCUGUGUGUUUCCCCAGCAGCGAUGUUGCAAUUGAAAGUCAUUACCAGAGAGAAAAGCUACAUUUUUUUUUAUCUAUACAAUUCUUUAUCUCCUUGUGUAUGUGUGUUCACCAUGUUUUCCCUUAAAGCAAUCAGGACCAUAUCUGAACAACAUAGCAGCAGCUCAAGGAUCAACUAAGUAACUUUUUGCUCAUUUCCUCACAAAAAAGUGCAGCUAAUACAAUCUUUAAUGCUAUCUAAAAGAUGAUCAAGCAAAGAUUUCCAACAGCUGAGAUUUCCAAAAGACACUAAACAGCUGAAGGGAAUUGAAACAAGGAAAACUGUUACAAAGAAAGACUUACUUCAUUGCUUAAGUUGUAAAUGCUUUCACUGUUUUUUUCCCUGUCCUUUUAUUAAAAAGUUAAAAAACAUGAUUAAUAGUAAUUGUUAAAAUGUCAGUAAAGUCAGCAAAAACUUGUCACAAAACCGCAUUUAAAUGUUUAAUGUUGUAACAGGAAACAUGGGUUUUAUUAACAUCUUAUACCUGAUGGCUGUAAGGCCCACCAUUACCACGACAGAUUCCAUAAUCUAAUGUCUAUCUUUCUACUUAUGGCAUGAAUUUGGUCUAAUUUUAGAGUGCAAGACUCUUAGAUCAAGGCAUCAUAUAUAUAGUAGCCCAAUGUCUGUGACCCUGUAACACUG
Molecule: messenger RNA, 3431 nt
Organism: Pelodiscus sinensis (Chinese soft-shelled turtle)
Lineage: Eukaryota; Metazoa; Chordata; Testudines; Trionychidae
Product: G protein-coupled receptor 183-like
Biological process (GO): G protein-coupled receptor signaling pathway; B cell activation involved in immune response
Cellular component (GO): membrane
Molecular function (GO): G protein-coupled receptor activity; oxysterol binding
Source: RefSeq, a predicted model, not a curated record